Molecule: messenger RNA, 1344 nt
Organism: Pelagomonas calceolata
Lineage: Eukaryota; Pelagophyceae; Pelagomonadales; Pelagomonadaceae
Source: the annotation of a GenBank genome assembly
AUGCUGGUGCGCCGCCACCUAAGGUCGCUGGUACGACGCGCCAGCUCCACGACCCCGCAAAAGCAGCUCCAACUCCAGAACAACCGCCUGCGCCUGAAGCGCGAGCGGCCCGCGAGCUACGCCGAUGCUUGUGCCAGCCUCGAGGAACAACGGUCAAGACCUUUAGACGAGGCGACGUAUUCUGUCUUAAUUAGGAACGCCGUCGAGGCCGGCGACGUUGCAGGCGGGCAGGAGAUCCUGGAACGGAUGACGCGGAAUAAUGUCAGGAGAAAGCGACGGGCCUACGCGCCCCUCCUCGCGGCACUGAGCCACAACCAACAAAAAGAUGAGGUCGAGGCGCUCUGGGCGAAGAUGGUCAGAGAUGGCGUGAAGCCCGACCAGAUGGAUUUAGCAAGGUUGUUCGCAGCGGCGCCCUCCCAUGAUAUUCUACAAAGGAUGGCCGACGACGCGGCGCGUUGUGGAGCUUUUGAAAUCAAAAUGGAGACAGCUAAAGCGCUGGAGUCCGGGCCCUGGCGCGCGCGCUAUGAACGCGUCGAUACUGAUGAAGGUGUCACGUCGCACGGGCAGUUGCGAAGACUGGCGCUCGAUUCCGAUGAUAAAGCAGCGUUGCGGAAAGCUUUAUUAGAUAGAGCCGAGGCCGGAGCGAGACCGGACGGCGUCAGAUUACUCAAAGAGUUCGGGGAGCGCUGGGAUGAGCAUGUACAUGAGGAUAGUGAGAAAAGACGGCGGGAGGGCCGGAAACCGGCCGUGCGCGUCUGUGUCGAUGGCGCGAACGUGGCCUGGUACGGCCAGAACCACAGUCGAGGCGGUUUUUCUCAUGCGCAACUGGAUCACGCGAUGUCUCGAUUAUCACAACUCUUUGACGACGAAGCCUACGAGCCUACUUUGUUCCUCCCUAGGAAACAUGUGAAGCGCCUGCACGGCCACCGCAGGAAACUUGUUGAGUCAUGGAGUUCAUUCCUGAUAGACGUCCCGCGCGGAGUCGACGACGACUGGUUCUGGAUGCGAGCCACGUUAUCAGAUGAGUCGGAGCACGCCUUCGCCGUGACGAACGAUGCGGCGCGGGACCAUCAUCUGGCGCACGUGGCGCCGCGAGCUUUUAGACGGUGGCUCCGGCGGCACGUUUUGCGGUUCGAGUUUGCGCGCGAUGGCGACGAUGCCGAGGUAUUGCUGAGGACGAAAGGCGGCCAACGGAGUGCUGGUCAGCAUUUUGUGCUGGGCGAGCCGCCGGCCUUUAGCACGGAGUGCCAGCGAGUGGGCGACGCGUGGCUCCUUCCUCUCCAGACAAAACAUUCCAAGGACUGGAAUCGAAGGUCGCGGACCUGGUUGUCGUUGCAUCCUUAA